CUGGUGGGUAGAGGUGCAUCUGGCUGGGUCUGUCUUGGCAUCCAGCCAGGCCUGAGUCAUGCUGCUCCCUCCCUUCCUCCUCCCAGCUCUUCUGCACUCACCUCCGCACUGCGCCCUGAGGGAGGUCCGCCCUCCUGCCUACUGCUAUUUGGUUGCAGUUUGUGGCCCUUGGACAGGCAUAAAUAGAAGGAUAGAGGGUCUCGGCAGCCCUUACUGCCCUCCAUUCAGCCUCCCUCCCCCACGGAGUACUUAGGUUAAUUAUAGCUUUGACCUAAGUGUUCUGUGACGCCACGCCCUGGCAGGGCCCUGCCGGGACAUCCAGCCACCAGGCCCAUGUCUCAGCUAUGUUCCCUGAGGACAUGCUCCUAUCCCACCUGGGCCCCUCAGUGCUACUGCUGCUGCCACUACUGCUGCCCUCCACAUCUGCCUUCUUCCCCAACAUCUGGAGCCUCCUGGCUGCUCCUGGCUCCAUCACCCACCAGGAUCUGACUGAGGAGGCAGCACUCAACGUCACCCUGCAGCUAUUCCUGGAACAGCCGCCACCAGGUCGGCCUCCCCUUCAUCUAGAGAACUUCCUGGGCCGCACCCUCCUUGCUGAUGACCUCUUUACCGCUUACUUUGGACCUGGGGCUCCUUCACGGAGGUUCCGAGCAGCCUUAGGUGAGGUGUCUCGUGCCAAUGCUGCCCAGGACUUCCUGCCAACUUCCAGGAAUGACCCUGACCUGCACUUUGAUGCUGAGCGGCUAAAACAGGGUCGCACCCGUAUGGUAGGGGCUCUACGGGAGACCUUGGCAGCAGCCAGAGCCCUUGACCACACCCUAGCUCGCCAGCGCCUUGGGGCUGCACUGCAUGCCUUGCAGGAUUUUUACAGUCACAGUAACUGGGUAGAGCUAGGGAAGCAGCAGCCACACCCUCAUCUCUUCUGGCCAAGGCAGGAGCUCCAGAGCCUGGCACAAGUGAGUGAUCCUACCUGCUUCGAUUGUGAGGAGUUGAGCUGUCCCAGGAAUUUGAUGGGCUCCACACUCCUCACCUCUGGCUACUUUGGAGCUCUUCCCUCCAAACCUGCAGGGAAAUGUAGCCAUGGGGGCCAUUUUGACCAGAGCAGCUCCCAGCCACCACGGGGAGGCAUCAACAAGGACAGCACAGCCCCUGGCUUCUCUCCCCAUCACAUGCUACACCUUCAGGCUGCAAACCUGGCCCUUCUGGCCUCCAUCCAGGCCUUUAACCUCCUUCGAAGUCGCCUGGGAGAUAAAGGCUUCUCCAGGUUGCUUGACAUAACCCUGACUUCUGGCCUGAGCUUUGUUCUGGACACCACGGGCAGUAUGGGUGAGGAGAUCAAUGCUGCCAAAAUCCAGGCUCGCCACAUCAUGGAGCAGCGGCGGGGUAGCCCCAUGGAGCCCACUCACUACAUCCUGGUGCCUUUCCAUGACCCAGGGUUUGGCCCCGUCUUUACAACCAGUGACCCUGAUGUCUUCUGGAAACAACUCAAUGAGAUCCAUGCCUUGGGGGGUGGAGAUGAGCCUGAGAUGUGCCUGUCAGCCCUAGAGCUGGCUCUGCUGCACACACCUCCACUCUCAGACAUCUUUGUCUUCACCGAUGCCUCUCCCAAGGAUGUCUUUCUCACCAACAGAGUGGAAUCCCUGACUCAGGAGCGGCACUGCAGAGUAACAUUCCUGGUGACUGAAGAUCCCUCAAGGGUUCAUGGCCGAACUCGGCGUGAGAUCUUGUCGCCUCUGCGUUUUGAACCAUACAAAGCAGUGGCCCUGGCCUCAGGAGGAGAGGUGAUCUUCACCGAAGACCAGUACAUUCAAGAUGUGGCAGCCAUUGUUGGCGACAGCCUGGCUGACCUGGUGACUGUUCCCCUGCAACCUCCCAUAGUAGAGCCUGGAAGACCACUUGUGUUCAGUGUGGAUGGGCUGCUCCAGAAGGUCAGGGUCCGGAUCCAUGGGGAGGUCAGCAGCUUCUGCAUCAGAAACCCUGCAGGAGUCUCCCAGGGCCAUGAGGAAGGGCAGGGACUUCUAGGUCACACUCGCCGCUUUGGACAAUUCUGGAUUGUGACCAUGAAUGACCCCCCUCAGACAGGGAUCUGGGAGAUUCAGGUCACAGCGGAGGGCACCCCCCAGGUGAGAGUACAAGCCCAAACCUCCCUGGACUUCCUCUUCCACUUUGGAAUCCCCAUGGAGGAUGGCCCCCAUCCUGGCCUCUACCCCCUGACUCAGCCUGUUGCAGGCCUCCACACCCAGCUGCUGGUAGAAGUGAUAGGGCUGAGCUCUAGAAGCAGCUCUGGAGGGCCUCUGCCACAGUUCUCCCACCUUGUCCUUCGACGGGUCCCGGAAGGUACUGAGCUGGGCCGUCUGCCUUUGGAGUCCACAGGACCCCGUGAGCGAGGCUUCCUUUCUGCCUCACUACCCCCCACACUUCUGUCCACCCUGGGACGCUUCUCUCUGGAGUUGACUGGCCAGGAUGGAGUGGGGCAGCGCCUAUACCGGGCUGCCCCCCAGUCUUGCACUGUAGCCCCAGUCCUUCUGGAGGUGAGAUGCCAGGGAAUUAUGGGGUGGCUGGAGAGAGAAAGAAUAGCUGCUCUCCUGACUCGCUUGUCUCUACAGCUCAGUGGCCCCUCAGGUUCCCUAGCCCCAGGCAACAAGGCUGCACUCACCCUCCAUAUCGCCAGCUUCUCAGGUCCUCAGGAUAUGGAGCUCAGCACCUCCGUCAACCCUAGCUUCACUCUUACUUCCAAUCUCUCCAGGGUUCACCUGGAACAGAAUGAGUCCACCUGGGGGCGCCUGUGGCUGGAGAUCCCAGACUCUGCCGCCCCAGACUCUGUGGUGAUGGUGACUGUGACUGCAACAGGUGGAGAAACAAAUCCAGUGUCUCUGACCCACGCCUUCCUCCGGCUUCUGGUGUUGGGCCCAGAGCCACAGGACCAGCUGGCUGCCCCUCCUCACUCACCACAUUCUUUCCUCAGCACCACCAGCCCUGCCUCUCACCCCUCCACUUUGGUGGCUCUGGACAGGGCUGGGAGAGGGCUGGCAGACAACUUCUGGUGGGGCACAGUUGGAGGGGUGCUGCUCCUGUUAGUCUUGGCCUUCUGAUGACACAGUAGUACCCAGAGAGCUAUCUCCUGUGCUAUUUUCAAUUUUGUGUCAUUGCUGAGAAGGUAACAUGAGUGGCCCUCACCUGCAAGGCAGGCAGUGCAGCCCCAAAGACCUACCCUUCCAGCUGGGGUGGGGUGGAG
Erinaceus europaeus (western European hedgehog) is the source of this 3235-nucleotide messenger RNA. It is a transcript of the gene VWA7, whose product is annotated as von Willebrand factor A domain containing 7. The coding region runs from base 345 to 3092 and encodes 915 amino acids. The transcript is spliced from 16 exons. The record is from RefSeq and is a predicted model, not a curated record. NCBI's taxonomy places the organism in Eukaryota, Metazoa, Chordata, Mammalia, Eulipotyphla, Erinaceidae.